Molecule: messenger RNA, 2550 nt
Organism: Haplochromis burtoni (Burton's mouthbrooder)
Lineage: Eukaryota; Metazoa; Chordata; Actinopteri; Cichliformes; Cichlidae
Product: gap junction alpha-5 protein
Biological process (GO): cell communication
Cellular component (GO): connexin complex
Source: RefSeq, a predicted model, not a curated record
UAAACUACAGCUUCACACACAUUUCAUUUCAGUUCAGAUCUCUCUGGACACAAAUUGCUCCAAACUGCUGGAUUGACUCCUUUUUCACUCCCCUGAAUCAACUUGACCUUCUCCAUCGAUCCGUCUUUGUGUCAGUCUCAACCUGUCUGUCCUGAAGUUUGUCGGGUUCAUCAAGUUCACGCUGACAUUCAGUGACUGAGGCUGAGCAGGAAUGCUCACACUCACAGCUGGAGAGUGGCCGUCAUUCAUCACAGAUCAUCUGAAUACGUGCAUCUGUCAGCUGUUAAAUCUGCUGCUCCUACAUCCUGAGGAUCAACUCUGAAGAGGAGGAGUGCCUGGCUUACUAGCACCUCACCAACAGGAAGAAAGCAUCCAUUAGUUUAACCUCAGUCUACAAUCAUCAGGCUAUCACUGGAUUAGAAGUUUCCUUUCUCUGUAUCCUAAAUCGGGUGGAUAUUGCCCAGCUCACAGUUUAGCAGUGAGUAAGGAAUCUGAGUUGUAAUCAGUCAUGGCAGACUGGAGCCUACUGGGAAACUUCCUGGAGGAAGUACAGGAGCACUCUACCUCUGUCGGCAAGGUGUGGCUGACCAUCCUGUUUAUCUUCCGAAUCCUUGUCCUCGGGACAGCAGCUGAGUCAUCGUGGGGAGAUGAACAGGAAGAUUUUAACUGUGACACUGAACAGCCAGGCUGUGAGAACGUCUGUUAUGACCGAGCCUUCCCCAUAGCACACAUACGAUACUGGGUGCUCCAAAUUGUGUUUGUAUCCACUCCCAGUCUGAUCUACAUGGGCCAUGCUAUGCACACUGUCCGCAGAGAGGAGAAAAGAAGGAACAGGGAGGAGGAGGGAAGAGAGGAGGGAGGGGGAGAAGAAGACCCAGGAGGAGGUGAAGGAGGAGGUGGAGGUGGAGAGAAACAAGAGAGGAAAGGGGAACAAGAUGGAAAUGAAAAAAAUGAAAGUCACUCAGCAGGUCGAAUUCGCCUGAGGGGAGCGCUGCUGCAGACAUAUGUUCUGAGUAUACUGAUACGCAGCAUCAUGGAGGUGGUGUUUCUGUGUCUUCAGUACUUCCUGUAUGGAAUCUUUCUCAAUCCUCUGUACGUCUGCAAGGCAUGGCCAUGUCCACAUCCAGUUAACUGCUAUGUCUCCAGACCUACAGAAAAAAAUGUCUUUAUAGUGUUCAUGUUGGUCGUGUCAGCUGUCUCUCUGGUCCUCAGUGUGCUUGAACUACAUCACCUGGCAUGGAAACAUUGUUGCAGUGGCUACCGAGCAGAACAAAAUGGCAGCCGCAGUGGAAGAGGUAAACUUCCUCCAAAUGAGCUGCUAUUCGCAUGGAUGGCAGAAGACCAAUGACGGUCAGAUCCAAGAUGGGAGAUACCUGAGACCCGAUGCUAACUGCUAUACCCCCGAGAGCAGGGACGUCGGCUGUGUUCAGAUCCAAAAUGGUGGCUCGGACGUGCUGCUGCAUAAGGACAAGCGAAGAUACAGCAAAGCCAGCGGAACGAGCAGCCGAACUAGAGCAGAUGACCUCGCAGUUUAGAAAAAAAAUAAAAAAAUAGAUAAUAGAUUUACAAACCUGCUGAAAAAAAACACACAUGCAUAAAAGACAAUCUAAAGCUGAAUAGGUCCGUUCACCUUAGCUUUCAUAACAUGAUUCAUUUUAUCUAAGGAAUCAUGCAAAUGAUGACUAAUUCCUUUUAUCUUCCUCCUUCCAACAUUAUACGGCUCCUAAUGACUUAAACGAUGGUCUUUACCCAACAUCUGAGUAAUCGCCCUGCACAACUGGGCAGCAAUGUCUGGAGUUGUGGUGCUACACAGAUUGCUAAAUCCAUCAAGAAUAACUGGAUUGUGGCUUCUUCUUGAACUGAAACAAACAUGCACCUGAAGCUUGCACUGUUUAUAUGCUGAGACUUAAGUCACCAAAAAGGCCAUAAAAGGUAAAAAAAAAAAAACACAGUUUGGGUGACACCAUUGAGGGAGUCUGCACUGUAGAGCAUAGAUGUCUUAUUCUUUUCUUUAUUUACUGGUGUGACUCAGUUGGGGACAAAUUAAUUCAUGACUUUAGUCACAAGCAUGCUGACAAAGCCUUUUUUGAGAACAGCAGCAGUGACUGUAUCUCAAAGCUUUUCAAAAACAUGCUCUUUGUGAUUUUUAUCUCCUGACUAACAGCAGCUUGUGCAGGCUAGAAGAGAUCUGGUCCAAGUCACAGCUGCCUUAAUAGUACUAAUGUGUUUCAGGACCUUAAAAGGCCCAAAUGGAAAAGCUAAAAAAUGCACUAAAAUCCUGACUGUGACGUAUUUGUUAUAUUUCAAAGCCCAAAGAAAAAGGCAUGAGGCACAUUCAUUUAAAGCUUUAUUUCUAACAUCAUGUAAAGGCAAACACCUCUUAAAUAUAUAUUUUUCGGAGAUUUUACUCCCAAAAUUUGUCGCCUAUCAUUGACGAUAAACUUAAGAUAGAGAUGAAGAUUUCCUCCAAUGCUAGUGCAUUUACCUGCUUGCCAGGUAUUUCACUUAAACCUAUAACAAACUUACACUGUGUUUAUUUCACUGUUACUU